Funneliformis geosporum is the source of this 403-nucleotide messenger RNA. The record is from the annotation of a GenBank genome assembly. Lineage: Eukaryota; Fungi; Glomeromycota; Glomeromycetes; Glomerales; Glomeraceae.
AUGGUUAGAAACACAGGUGUACGAAAACAAAGUGAAGAAGCACAAAUAGAUUGGAUGUUGCAAAGUGAAACUCCUACCCCUCUUUCUUUCUUUCGUUUCGUAGAUGCUUCUGAAAGAUCAAGAUCCAUACAAAAAUAUUCAAAAAUACUAAUGAAAACAAUAUAUCGCAAAAGAAAUUCAGAUAGUCUUAACUCCGUUCUGUAUAAAUUUAACAAGGGAGAAUACAAAAACGAUUGGGAGAUUUGGAAGAAAGAGAGAACAAAGAGCUUAACGGUGACAAACAUAGUCGAAACGAACUUCGAAGUUCAUGAUAUAUAUAAUUCUACAUUUACUCGAGCACUUGGAAAACGAAAUUCGAACUAUGCGAACCCGGGUUCGUCUAAAAAAGUGAAAUCAUCCAAAG